AUAUAUUUGAAGCUGUUUUGUUCGGUUCAGGGGGGCGCUAGCCCCCUAAAUUUGGUACCGUUGCAUGUAAAAUUUUGUCCUCUUUCGAAUGACGUGCAUUUUUAGCUGUUUUGACGGCUAGAAGUAGGGUUUUCAAAGUUCGUCGAUUGUGCCCUGAGGGCAUACUGUUUUUUGGGAUUUGUGGCCCCCCUGAUGGAUUCCCCGCAUUUUGGCACUAGGAUUUUCGAUAGAGGACACCAUUCUGCACCUCUCCACCAAAAUUCAGCGAAAUCGUAGGGGCCGUCGAUCCCUGCUGAAUCCCUGCUGAACCCCUGCUGAAUCCCUGCUAACUUCCGUUACAUAUUACGCAAGGCCCUCGAAUUACGUGUGAAAUUCCUACUGAAAUUUGUGAUUUAGUGAGGAGGCAUCAUAAUGCGGUAAUAAAGUUUAUCAUGGAUGAACUCGAUUCCAGUAGAUCUCGCCUCACUGACCCAGAGAUCAUCUCAGAGUUUGUGCUUCGGCUGAAACAGCAAGUUUUAGGGGAUCAUAACGUGAAAGCUGAAAGCCUUGGCCAUUCUCGCCAGGGAAGCACUCUUCAGGGACAGUCUUCUUUCCCAUUAGAGCUGCAUCAAAUCAGCUCUCCUGGCAUCGGUCCGACUGAUGGACAGGCAUCUGACCAACAGGUUUCUCCACAGCUAGCUUGUUACAAUGAAGCUGCAGCAGACCACUUGGAAGCACUCCAACAGCCUGAGCCACAGGUUCUCAACCCAGAGGUCCAGAGCAUUGCUAACCAUGAACAUCCACAAUCACCAAGCAGCAGUGGUGGAUCCAUUGACCUGUGUGCAGAGAUCAUGGCAGGGCAUGCCCUGAAGGCUGCUUGCAGGGAACCAUUGACUGCUUCUCGGACCGAGGGUGAGUUACGUCAAGCUCCACAUCUCCAUACCUUUUUGAUAAAUGCAAGAAGCAACAUGCGCACUCGACUGCCAGGGAAAGUGGCUACAUCCCCAGAAUCAGCUGAGACACAUCCUUCAUACCAGGAGAAGCUGCAGUUGCGAGCUGUUGAGAGGAAAGCACGCCAGCAGGAGGUCCGCCGUCGCCGACAGGAGCGUGAGGCGGCCAAUAGGGAGGCCGAACGACUACGGCAUGAGGAGUUUCAGCGUCAACUCACCCUUGAGCGGCAGCAGCAGCAGGAGCAGCUGCGUCAGCGGCGGCUGCGCCAGGAGGAGCAGCGGCGCCGCCAGCUGCGCGGUCAGCAGCUGCUCCAGCAGCGGCACCAGAUAGCCGACGAGUUCCGGCGACACGCGCUGGUCCGACGCGUGUUCCGCGCCCUGGUCCGAUACGCACAGCGGUGCCGCGAUCUGGAGGCGUCUGCCGAGCGGUGGGCGCGCUCCACUCUGCUGAGCCGCUGUCUGCACCGCUGGCGCCACCACCGGGCUCUGCUGGCUGCUGAGCGCGAGGAGGCGGCCCGGGACUGGUACCGCACCCGGCUCACCGCCUGGGCACUCGGACGCUGGCGAACGUACGUGCACCAGCAGCAUCUGAAGGCGCAGGCGGCCUCCGACCUGUGUCAGCUGCAGCGUCUACAGGCGGCUCUCCGCACGUGGCAGGCCAGCCUGGCGCUGGGACGCGUCCGGCGCCGGCAGCAGAUGCAGCGCGCCGCUCUCUGUGACGUCAGACUGACGUGUGCCGGCGUGCUGCGCCGCUGGAGGCGACUGCCGGAAGCCCUGGAGCAGGAGCGUGCCAUCGAGGCCCGCAAGGAGCGGCUGCGCAGGAUUGUGCGCGAGAUGGUGCCCGACUUCCAGCCACCGCCGCCUACAGGCGUGGAGCAGUCUGUCUGAGACACGACUAUGGUGGAGCAGUCCGGCUGAGACCGGGCUGUCGCACAGCAGUUCGUGAGUGUAACUGCGCUCUGGCAAAGUUGUCCGUCCUUGGGACAGGCUACCGAAUGCCGUGUAGCAGCCCGUCUGAGCCUGAGUAACCUGAAUCACAACUCGUCCGUGAAUGAGACAGGAAUUUUCCGUCCAAGUUCAGGCUGGUGGAGUUUGUUUCAAGCCGACUUAUGGACUGGGUUUGAGUAAGAGCUGGCGAUGAUCUCGUUUUGUGCCGUCCCAGAGGUAGUCAGUAGUUCCAGUAGGUGUAGCGAUGAGACACGCUUUUUAGUCAACGCUAAUCAACAAUGAUGUGCUUCCUUUCAUCGAGAUUUCGACACCGAUCAAGCAUUACCGUCCAUCACGCAUUUCAUGUUCAAUUUUGUAUCGCGUGAGCGCGAGGGAGAUUCCUAGUCAGGGCUGUUCACGUAAAUACGCUUCCUGUUCUGCUACGAGCUUCCACAGUCACUAGUCACAUGCUGUUCCUUACAUGUUUCAUGUUCUCAUUUUGUAUCGUGCAUUUCCGACCAACGACUCGUUCAUCAUGCACAUCGUCGAUUUUUACAGAGUUCUCUGUAAUUUAUCAUUGAAAGUGCGGUUAAUACACAACCACGUUUGUCAAUUCAA
Molecule: messenger RNA, 2474 nt
Organism: Amphibalanus amphitrite
Lineage: Eukaryota; Metazoa; Arthropoda; Thecostraca; Balanomorpha; Balanidae
Product: trichohyalin-like
Exons: 5
Coding region: 432-1817 (461 amino acids)
Molecular function (GO): phosphatase binding
Source: RefSeq, a predicted model, not a curated record